Molecule: messenger RNA, 871 nt
Organism: Hylaeus anthracinus
Lineage: Eukaryota; Metazoa; Arthropoda; Insecta; Hymenoptera; Colletidae
Exons: 5
Coding region: 56-862 (268 amino acids)
Source: RefSeq, a predicted model, not a curated record
UCGAAUAUCAAAGCACAUUGUACAUUUAACUAUCGACGAAUCAGCUGUUUCACGGAUGUUUGUUUUCGAAAAUUGUCGUGCUUAUACGCUGUACAUUGAACAACUGAAGAAGGAUAUUGUUGUUCAUCAUUCAAAUAUAAAAGGAAACAUAGUUACGAGAAAAGUACAACAUUUGUUGUUAACAUCUUUACAGAAGAAAUUUGAAAGAAUGAAAAAACGUUUAUCUGUUAUAAAAAUCCCUGAUCCAGCAAUAGAAGGAAAAUGUUUGACAUUGAUCGAAAAUGCUCAACUGGAAGAGCAUCAAGCCAACUUCUAUCUUUCAAAAUUAGAAACUUUACUUCACAAAGAACGAACAAAAGUAGGUGUUACAAAAUAUUUACAGAAGAGAAUAGAAUGCAAAAUAAGGGCAGUUGUAGAGACACUUUACGACUUCAAAUAUAUUGUAAUGUGUUUACUCAAGUGUUCUACAACAGGAUCAAGUUAUAUUAAAUUGCUCUUAUCUUUGCAAAACAAACUCAUUAAAGGACAAUUAAAAUUUCGGUGUGGUAUUGUCAAAUCGAUUGAAACUAUAUUACGAGACACAAAAUAUUGUUCUGAAGAUUUGAAAGAAGUUUCUGAAAAUGCUGUUUUCGAGAUAAUGGCGGACUCUGACGAUAAAGAAAUAUCGUACAAACCAGUUUUAGAUGAACAAAAAUUAGAAACAGAAAGGAGUGAAGAAAAAGAAAUUUCUACCGAAAGUAGUGUGUUUAGUGAAUUCGAUAAAACGUUUAAAGAUACGACGUUAUUCGACAUCGAUUCAGAAGAACAUUUUACUGAGUUCGUAGAAGACGAAGAAUCAUUAUUUGAUAUUAAUGAAGAAUAAAGCUCAUAG